Callorhinchus milii (elephant shark) is the source of this 1421-nucleotide messenger RNA. RefSeq names its product somatostatin receptor type 2-like. The coding region runs from base 1 to 1122 and encodes 373 amino acids. Gene Ontology annotation, molecular function: neuropeptide binding; somatostatin receptor activity. The record is from RefSeq and is a predicted model, not a curated record. NCBI's taxonomy places the organism in Eukaryota, Metazoa, Chordata, Chondrichthyes, Chimaeriformes, Callorhinchidae. The transcript has a single exon. Gene Ontology annotation, cellular component: membrane; neuron projection. Gene Ontology annotation, biological process: neuropeptide signaling pathway; cellular response to glucocorticoid stimulus; cellular response to estradiol stimulus.
AUGGCGUUGGACAACUCAUUCCAGUUCACCACAGCGGCCGAUUGGGCUUUGGCCACAUACGAAGGAGGCAACUUCUCGACAGAGCUUUUCUCCAAUGCUUCCAAAAACACCACUGGGUCUCCUGACGACAUGAGCGGCAGUGUGUUCAUCCCUUUUAUCUAUUUUGUGGUGUGCGUCGUGGGACUCAGCGGCAACACCUUAGUCAUCUAUGUCAUCUUGCGCUACGCCAAAAUGAAGACGGUGACGAACAUCUACAUCCUCAACUUGGCCAUAGCAGAUGAACUCUUCAUGUUGGGGCUGCCCUUCAUGGCAAUCCAAGUGGCCAAGGCCUAUUGGCCCUUCGGCCAGGCAACCUGCAGGGUCCAGAUGACUGUGGACGGCAUCAAUCAGUUCACCAGUAUUUUCUGUCUGACCGUGAUGAGCAUCGACAGGUUUCUGGCCGUGGUCCAUCCCAUCAAGUCGUCUAAAUGGCGCAAACCACACGUCGCCAAGUUGAUCAACGGGGCAGUUUGGAUACUCUCGCUGUUGGUCAUCCUUCCCAUCAUGAUCUACUCCGGAAUACAGCCCUCCGAAGGAAAGGGCAGCUGUAACAUCAUCUGGCCAAGUACCAACCAGGCCUGGAAUGUGGCUUUUAUCAUCUACACUUUUGUCUUGGGUUUUUUCCUGCCUUUGACUAUCAUCUGCUUCUGUUACCUCAUGAUCAUCGUUAAGGUGAAGGCUUCGGGAAUUCGCGUGGGCUCCUCCAAGCGCAAGAAGUCAGAGAAGAAAGUCACCAAAAUGGUGUCCAUCGUGGUGGUGGUCUUUGUCUUCUGCUGGUUGCCAAUCUACAUUAUCAACUUUGUGUCUCUCUCGCGGUCCUUCAGACUCACCAGGGGUAUGAAGGGGAUCUUCGAGUUUGUGGUAAUCCUCUCCUACGCCAAUAGUUGUGCCAACCCCAUCCUCUACGCCUUCCUGUCUGACAAUUUCAAGAAAAGUUUUCAGAAUGUACUUUGUUUGAAAAAAGUUGCUGGCUUCGACGAGGUAGAGCGCAGCGACAGCAGGCAAGACAAGUCUCGGCUUCAAGACGUGACAGACACCCAACGAACUCUCUUGAAUGGGGACGAUCUCCAAACCAGUAUUUGAAUGGAGUCACUCAUUCAGUUCUCCCCCUCCCCCUUCAGCAAGCAACAUGAUAUCUCAGCGCUCUCUGCAGUCACACCUAAUACUUCCAACCUGGUUUGGGAGAAGGGUCCUGUUGAGCCCUGAAUGAAUGGAGUUAGAAUAAGUAUAUACUCCUUGGCUUGAGAAUGGGUUAUGAUUUUGCAAAGAUCAUACGGUUAUAAUAAUGAACUAUUGCAACACAAGGUCACCCAUUAUAUGAACACACAGGAGCUCCAAAUCCCUGACUGACCAGAGCCUUGGAAUGUCCUCUUGACGUGAAA